UGGUUUAGCUACUAGCUUGCCAGACGAUUUAUAUGCCGGAAGUAAUUGUAAACAAACAGCAACUUUGGUCAUGCAUGAAAGUGGUAAAUGUUUGACGUUAGUCGAAUAGCAAAGAAGUACAACAGCGACCUAUUUACGGUGGUGAACAUGGAAGACGAAGAGCGGCUAACGUUAACGUUACAGGUCGGAGGGAACCCGGACUGGAUGUCACGUCUGCCCGAGCGCCUGCUGGAUGUCCCCCUGUGGAACCUGGCCAUACCCGGGAGCCACGACAGCAUGUCUUUCUGUCUGGACGUGUCCUCUCCGGUCCUGAGAUCACAGCCCUGUCUCCUCCGGGUCAUCGACCGGCUGUUCCCCUGCUGGACCCGACCCUGUGUCUACCGCUGGGCCACCACACAGCAAUCGGUCCUCAGCGAUCAGUGUGAUCUCGGUAUCCGUUUCUUGGACCUGCGGAUCGCCAGGAAGCCAGCAGGAGGCAGCAAAUUAUUCUUUGCCCACGGCAUCUACACACUCAUAACUGUGAAGGAGGCUCUGGAUGAACUGGCUACCUGGUUGGACGCUCAUCCGAAAGAAAUCGUAGUCAUUUCCUGCUCGCAUUUCGAAGCGCUGACCGACGAAGAUCACUUCCACCUCACCGACUACAUCAUCACGCUGUUCGGGAAGAAACUCUGCUCCUCGGAGGACAUUCCCACUCUGCGUUCCUGUUGGUCCAGAGGCCAGCAGGUCGUUGUUUCCUAUGGCAACCAGCAGAUGGUGCUGCAGCACCCCGAGCUGUGGACUGGAAUACCUUACUGGUACGCCGACAGCGCAGAUCCUAACAAGGUGAUUGCCUACUUGGAGGACCAGCAGCACAGAGGAAGACCAGCUGGUUUUUACGUCAGCGGUCUGAACCUGACCGAAGACGCUGCGUACGUCCUCCGCCAGGACAUGAGGAAGAUGACGACGAGGGCUCUGUCCCUUCUGCUUCGCUGGGCCGGCGAGCAGCAGCCGGGACGGCAGGCGGGCGGGGUCAACAUCCUCUGCUGCGACUUUGUGGACGUCAGUCCAUUCUGCUCGCUCGUGAUCGGCCUAAACCACAAACUGCUGGCGGCGACGCCUCCUGUCUGCAGGAUGCCGCCGCGAGCAUCUCGCUCGCAUGUCAUUGGCUGUUGUCAUAGCAAACAGACUGGAGAUUCAACGUAGGAAAACGCAUCGAACUCCGAUUCUCCACUGGGCCCUUCUGCGCUGCGUUUGUCCAUUAAUACCUGACGACAGACACCUCGUCGGGCAUUAAACCGCUUACACCAUGGCCACUUGCCAAAUAACAUAUUUUUA
Messenger RNA from Perca fluviatilis (European perch), 1314 nucleotides. Its product is annotated as PI-PLC X domain-containing protein 1-like. NCBI's taxonomy places the organism in Eukaryota, Metazoa, Chordata, Actinopteri, Perciformes, Percidae. The coding region runs from base 88 to 1182 and encodes 364 amino acids. Gene Ontology annotation, molecular function: phosphoric diester hydrolase activity. Gene Ontology annotation, biological process: lipid metabolic process. The transcript has 7 exons. The record is from RefSeq and is a predicted model, not a curated record.